Molecule: messenger RNA, 4684 nt
Organism: Ostrinia nubilalis (European corn borer)
Lineage: Eukaryota; Metazoa; Arthropoda; Insecta; Lepidoptera; Crambidae
Gene: stc
Product: protein shuttle craft
Exons: 17
Coding region: 269-3673 (1134 amino acids)
Biological process (GO): negative regulation of transcription by RNA polymerase II
Cellular component (GO): nucleus
Molecular function (GO): RNA polymerase II transcription regulatory region sequence-specific DNA binding; zinc ion binding; DNA-binding transcription factor activity, RNA polymerase II-specific
Source: RefSeq, a predicted model, not a curated record
UCCCCUUCAAACUGAUUCCGAAUCAUCUUGACACAUCGUUAUUUCUUACAAUUUUAUAAUUUGUUAAAUUAUUUUAGUUUAUUUUUUGUUCAUUUCUACUUAUUUAUAAACUGAUAGGCUAAAGAAAAAGACCGAGCUAGCGAGCUUAAGGUCUUCAGCUCUAAGGCCUCAGGCCUCGGCCUGUGGUCGCCGCAACUCAUCAACACCUGAAACAGCGGAAUUAUCCCGAAUUUUUCACACCAAGCAUUACACCACAUUUGCAACUAAAAUGUCACAGUGGAACAAUUCUUACGUGUACAACAACCAAUACCAAGGUGAAAAUACCUGGAACGGAGAUCUGAAUACUCAAUAUGCAAAUCAAGGUUACUAUCCCAAUCCUAAUCAACAAUAUGACUCCGCCAACCAACAGUAUGUGAGCUUCAAUGAGUUUAUAAAUCAAAUGCAAAGCAAUGGGGCGCCUCAACCUAGUGCUAAUAACUACAAUAAUUCACAGUAUCAGAAUUAUGGUCAAUAUGAUUAUCAAAAUAUGCCAUCUACCUCCCAAAAUUCACAAGUAGACAGUUAUUAUGCAGGUAACUCUUCAAAUAGCCAGAAUGGUGCAGAAUCAUACAAUCAAAGUCAGUAUGAGCAACAGCCACAAGAACAAGCUUCCUACUCAAAUGAGUUAAUACUCAAAUCAAACUUAACUCCAACUGCUUCUGAAUUUGUGCCAAAAAGUACUAAAGCAAAGCCUUCAAGAAGUGUUCAAAAUGUCCCUGAAACGACCAACUCUAAUAGUAGUAAUAAUGGUGCUACUGAGUAUAAAAAGAGUCAUGGAAGCUCUUCUGACACCAACUGGAGAGAGAGACCACAGUCAUCUCAACAGAAUGGUGAAACUAAACAUAACAGUCGCUAUCAAGACAACUAUAGACAUCAGGAGAAUAGCAACAGAAACCGGGAUCGCGACCGUGACAGGAACCGUUACCAAGACUCAAAUAGUCACAACUAUGAGUCAAACAAUAGACCUGAUAGGAAUCAAUCAAAGUCCAAUGGUAAAUCUAAAAAACAAGAUGCUGAUGGUCUUACUUUUUAUAAUAGUUCUAUAAAUAAGAGAGGGCAGGACCAUCGUAAUGGAAAAGGGGAAGGUUCCGGCAGGAACCGGAACUGGGCAGGAAGUCAGAGACUCCGAGCUGAAAGAAAUUACACAGAGGAUGAGCAGUAUGCAAACAGUUAUUUGCAAUACAAAGAGGAGAAAGCAGAGAGGUUGGCAAAACAAGAAAAUCCCAGUCCUAAAUUCAGAAACAAACAAACUGCAGAGACAGCACACACAGAAAUGACCCAGCGGGAGAGACUGAGUGAGCAGCUGGACAAGGGCACUCUGGAGUGCCUGGUGUGCUGCGAGCGCGUCAAGCAGAUCGACCCCGUGUGGUCCUGCGGCAAUUGCUACCACGUACUCCAUCUGCGGUGCAUCCGAAAGUGGGCCAUGAGCAGUGUUGUUGAGGGGAAAUGGCGUUGCCCCGCCUGCCAGAACACAAGCGAAGAGAUCCCCACCGAAUACCGCUGCAUGUGUGGCGCGACUCGCGCUCCUGAGUACCAGCGCGGUGGCAGCGGCGCUCACACUUGUGGCAAGUCCUGCAAGCGGCCUAGAGCCUGCCCGCAUCCGUGUACCUUGCUGUGUCAUCCCGGGCCGUGUCCGCCCUGUCAAGCCACUGUCAGCAAAAAAUGCGGCUGCGGCGCCGAAACACGCUCCGUUCUAUGCAGCAGCAAACUCCCGCAAGUGUGCGGGCGAACUUGCCACAAGACGCUGACCUGCGGCGCGCACGCCUGUCAAGCGCCGUGCCACGAGGGCGCAUGCCAGGACUGCGAAGAGACUGUCACGCAAGUGUGCUACUGCCCCGCCGCGAAAAGCCGCUCGGUCCCGUGCACUCGCGAGACGGGCAGCCAGCAGCAGUGGUCGUGCGGCUCGGCGUGCGCGCGCGUGCUGGCGUGCGGCCGCCACGUGUGCACGCUGGCGUGCCACGCGCCGCCCUGCGCGCCCUGCCGCCUGCUGCCGCGCCUGGUGCUCACGUGUCCCUGCGGGAAGAACAAGUUAGACAAAGACUCGCGCAAGUCGUGCACGGACCCUAUCCCGCUGUGCGGUGGCAUCUGUGCCAAGCCGCUGCCUUGUGGACCAGCUGGAGAUAAGCACUUCUGCAAGCUGGACUGCCAUGAAGGCGAAUGUCCCGUGUGUCCCGACAAGACAUUAGUCCAAUGUCGCUGCGGGCACUCCAGCCGCGAGGUGCCUUGCGCGGAGCUAUCGCAGAUGAUCAACAACGUGCUGUGCCAGAAGAAGUGUAAUAAGAAGCUGUCGUGCGGCCGGCACCGCUGCCGCACCGUGUGUUGCGCGGCGUCGUCGCACCGCUGCGCCGUGGUGUGCGCGCGCACGCUGUCGUGCCAGCUGCACCGCUGCGAGGAGUUCUGCCACACCGGACACUGUGCGCCGUGCCCGCGCGUCAGUUUCGAGGAGCUCCGUUGCACCUGCGGCGCGCAAGUCUUACUCCCACCAGUACGCUGUGGCGCGCGGCCACCAGCCUGCGACGCGCCGUGCCGCCGCCGCCGCGCCUGCCUGCACCCGCCGCACCACUCGUGCCACACCGGCGACUGCCCGCCCUGCGUCGUGCUCACCACCAAGCGCUGCCACGGCCAGCACGAGGAGCGAAAAACGAUACCAUGCUCGCAAGACGAAUUCUCGUGUGGGCUGCCGUGCGGCAAGCCGCUACCUUGCGGGAAGCACACCUGCAUCAAGACCUGCCACAAGGGAGAAUGCGACACUAGCAAAUGCACUCAGCCGUGCAACGAGAAGCGCCCCAGCUGCGGGCACCCGUGCGCCGCGCCCUGCCACUCGGGCACCGGCGCGCCCUGCCCCAGCGCCGCGCCCUGCCGCCGCCCCGUGCGCGCCACCUGCGCCUGCGGCCGCCGCUCCGCCGACCGCGCCUGCGCCGACAACGCGCGCGACUACAACAAGAUGAUGAGCGCGCUGGCCGCGACUAAAAUGCAAGAAGGCGGUUCCGUCGAUUUAUCCGACGUACAACGUCCAGGCUCCAUGCUCAAAACCUUGGAUUGCGACGACGAGUGCCGCGUGGAGGCGCGCACGCGGCAGAUGGCGCUGGCGCUGCAGAUCCGCAACCCCGACGUGUCGGCCAAGCUGGCGCCGCGCUACAGCGACACGCUGCGGGCUACGGCUGCCCGCGAGCCUGCCUUCGCGCAGCAGAUACAUGACAAGCUUACGGAGCUCGUGCACCUCGCUAAGAAGUCGAAGCAGAAGACGCGCGCGCACUCGUUCCCAUCAAUGAACUGGCAGAAGCGGCAGUUCAUCCACGAGCUGUGCGAGCACUUCGGCUGCGAGAGCGUGGCCUACGAUGCCGAGCCCAACCGCAACGUCGUCGCCACCGCCGACCGCGAGAAGUCGUGGCUGCCCGCGAUGAGCAUACUGGAAGUCGUGCAACGUGAGGCCGGCAAGCGCAAGGUGCCCGGGCCCGUGCUGCGCCCGCCCGCCGCCUCCAGCGCCGCCGCCGCCGCCGCCGGCAACAAACCGUCCGGCUGGGCAACGCUGACGUCCACGAACGCGUGGGCCGCGCGUAGUCAGCCCAAGCCGCAGCCGCAGCCGCCGCCGCAGGACAAGCUGGACUACUUCGACUACCCGCCGGACAACUAGGCCGGACAACGCCUGGCAACUAUGCUCGGAAGCCGGACACUGUAGCACUGUGUCCUAAAUCAGCGACGAGCGCGAUUAUCUAUACUAAUAUUAUAAAUGCGGAAGUAACUCUGUCUGUCUUGCUUGCUUUCACGCCUAAACCACUGAACCGAAUCUGAUGAAAUUUAGCAUAUAGAUAGUUUGAAAGGAUAUAGGACAGUUUUAUCCCGGUUUUUGAAACAGGGACGCGCGCGAUAAAGUUUUUCUGUGACAGACAAAUAUCAAAGCUAGUAAAAUAUACAUCUCUUACUUGCGGCCUACGUGCCAAUAUGCGGCGUAUCAUCGUGUCCCGUCGCAUAGCGUUGCGUUCGGCGCUGACUAAGGACACCGCGAAACACCUGGCGCACACGGUAAGUAGCAAGCAACCACGAUACAGGCAAUCUAAACCUUAAUUCUUUAGAAAUUUCCAUCGAUGUAAACAAACACUUGUGCACACAAUUACACUAUAAUACUCACGUUUUCUUAAUAUCAUACACAUUAUUUCACAAGGUCAUGAAACCAACUUUAUUCUCAUGAUGAAACAAAUAUGAAAUCUAACUUUGAAAACAAAAUAUUUUAACAAAAUAUUUGGAUGGUGAAAAUUUGUGCUUCAUGUUAAAAUGUCAAAUCGAUAUUUGACAUUGAAAUUUAGGUCCUAUCUCUGGAAAAUCUGUAAGUCAUAGACAAUAUUCAUAGAUAAUAAUCUGUAAAUUUUAUCGAUUUUAUUUCAAGUAUUCAAUUAUUUCAAUUACCAAUUACUUUGAUAAUAUUAAUUUAAAAUAAAAUAUAAACGAGGUUAUAUUCAACAAUGUAUUUUUUCUUCAUUGAAUGCAACAACACACUUUGCGAAGAAGUCUUUGAAUUCCUUUAUUAUACAGACGAGUGUCACAUAAAAAAGGCAUUUCGACCACUUUUCGACUGGUUUACGAUUUUAUUGUGCACUUUGUCUAGACCCACAGUAUAAUUUAAAUUAUAUUUCCUAAACAAAUAAAA